GCGUGUGUGUGUGUAUAAAGUGAGCUAAACUAAAUGGAAAAGUCUCAGUUGGAUGUAGCAGUGAGAGCAAUGGGGAGAAGGAUUAAGACAUUCUUCUUUUCCCAUUUGCUGAAGCGGCUAAAACAAGGUGCUGCUUAGAACGCGUUGUGCUCCUGAAUGCCGCCCUGCAGGCAUCAUUACUGAUCCCACAAGCGGGCUUAAGCCAAAGGUAAUGAGAGUGUAAACUAGCCGCCGUGUUGCCAACAAAGGCGUCUCGGGACGCGCUCCAUUGUCUCGGAGGGAAUCGUCACCUUUCUCUCUCUCUCUCAGUUGAAACCCGCCGCGGAUUGUCUGCGUGCACCAGGAGGUAGGGAUUAAGGAUGCAGCCCCCGUGGAACAAAUGGCGAGGGCGAGUCUGCCAGUGCGGGCCGGAGGCGGGGCCGAGCGACAAGCCCACAAUUAAAGAUGAACUUUGAGUGAACUAAUUUAUCUGAGGGAGGAGAAGGUAACGGCAGCCUAUAAAAGCGUCGGGCGAGCAGCCCGGAGUCACCGUGACCGACGGACGACUUCACCCGAACCACACCGCGAACUCUCCAGCAAAAAAGGCGCCGCCGAAGCCGCUGCAACAUGGCCCUGAACACGCUGCUGGCCACCUUCCUGUGCACCAUCGUGCUGCCCAUCCUGCUGUUCCUGGUGGCGCUCAAGCUGUGGGAGGUUUACAUGAUCCGAGGCAGAGAUCCGAGCUGCCCGAAGCCGCUGCCCCCCGGAUCCAUGGGCUUACCUUUCAUUGGAGAGACGCUGCAGCUCAUCCUCCAGAGGAGAAGGUUUCUGCGCAUGAAGCGGCAGAAGUACGGUUACAUCUACCGCACGCACCUCUUCGGCAACCCCACGGUGCGCGUUACCGGAGCGGACAACGUCCGGCAGAUUCUGCUGGGGGAGCACCGGCUCGUGUCCGUGCAGUGGCCCGCGUCCGUACGCACCAUCUUGGGCUCGGACACGCUGUCCAACGUGCACGGAGCCCAGCACAAGACCAAGAAAAAGGCCAUCAUGCGGGCUUUCUCCACUGAGGCUCUGGAGCUCUACAUCCCCAUCAUCCAGGAGGAGGUGCGGGCCGCGGUAAAGGAGUGGGUGGCCAAGGACUCCUGCGUUCUGGUCUACCCGGAGAUGAAGCGGCUGAUGUUCCGCAUCGCCAUGAGGAUCCUGCUGGGCUUCGAGCCGGAGCAGAUCAAGACCGACGAGCAGCAGCUGGUGGAGGCUUUUGAGGAAAUGAUCAAGAAUCUGUUCUCUCUGCCCAUCGACGUGCCCUUCAGCGGACUGUACAGGGGUCUGAAGGCAAGGAACUUCAUCCACUCCAAGAUAGAGCAGAACAUCAAGAAGAAGAUGCAGGAGUCGGACAAGGAGUCCAAACACAGAGACGCUCUGCAGCAGCUCAUAGACAGCAGCAGGAAGAACGGGGAACCGCUCAGCAUGCAGGCCAUUAAGGAGUCUGCUACAGAGCUGUUGUUUGGGGGCCAUGAAACCACAGCCAGCACAGCCACCUCCCUGGUCAUGUUCCUGGGCCUGAACCCUGAAGUUGUGGAUAGACUGAGGCAGGAACUGAUGGAUAAGGAGGAGCAGGGGAUGGAACUCCACAGUCUGAACAUUGAGGCCUUGGAGCAGUUGAAAUACACAGGCUGUGUCAUUAAAGAGACUCUGAGGAUCAACCCUCCUGUUCCUGGAGGCUUCAGAGUGGCCCUCAAGACCUUUGAACUCAAUGGUUACCAAAUUCCCAAAGGCUGGAACGUCAUCUACAGCAUCUGUGACACCCAUGAUGUGGCAGAGAUCUUCCCCAACAAGGAAGACUUCCAGCCGGAGCGCUUCAUGACCAGACCCUCGGCCGACUCUUCCAGGUUCCAGUACAUCCCGUUUGGAGGGGGCUCCAGGAUGUGUGUGGGGAAAGAGUUUGCAAAGGUUCUGCUGAAGAUCUUCCUGGUGGAGGUGGUCACAAAGUGUCACUGGACCCUUUUAAACGGGCUACCCACCAUGAAAACGGGACCUACUGUCUAUCCCGUGGACAAUCUGCCAACCAAGUUUACCAGCUAUGUAUAAAAAUGAAAAUGAUGAUGAGGGGUCGUGUUUCCUAAAAGCAGGGAAGAGUUGAAUAGUGAGGUUUCCCAAAGGUCUCAUCUAUGUUUUGCCUCCAAAUCCACGGGGGAACUACAGUAAAAGGAAGUCAAUGGGGAGUUUUUGGGAAUUUAGAAAGUUCUAAAGCAACCGAUCAAAGGCUGCAUUUAUUCAAGAACAGAAAAUACCUUCGUAAUUCAGAUUUUUUGGACUUGGUCAAUGUGGGUUUUUCGACAUGGCAUAUAUUGUACAUAUUGUAGAUGACUUAAGAACGUACUUUACAGUUUAUAUUAUGAUGUUAAUACAUUGGAUCUGUAUACAUUUAUGUUUGUUUGAACAAACUAAACGAGAGGCACUAUACACAGAAAUGGAACACUUUAAUCAGCUCAGAGGUGUAUCCAUAGGAUUAUGUACAUAUGUAGAGUCUGUUUAUAUAACUUUUGUAUCUUACCCCAACUUAUUUAAGUGACUUAUGUUAUAUUGUAAGGGCUUUUUAUUUAAUAAAACUGUUAUGCGGAGAAUCUUGUUUUAUUUCAUUCCAAUUAAAUUGCAAUGUGAGAGUGAGCGGAAAAUAUGGAGAUGAAUCUAUUGUCCGCGUAUCAAGUACAGAGCUGGAGGAAGGUUAGCCUAACUUAGCAUAAAGACUGGGAGAGAGCUAGCCUGACUGUCACUGAUUAACACUUGUGGUGCAGAGUUAGAACAUCUCUGUAGCCUGCCCCUCCCCUAAAGUUUCAUUAACUGCUAACAUGCCGGAAUGUAGCCGACUGGUCUGGUGGCAUUAUGGGUGAUUUAGGCACCAGGAGUUGACAAGGAAGAAGAAUGCAUGGAAUAAAAAAAGGAUAUCUGGUUCUGUUGCAUCAUUUUUAUUUCAAACUGUCCAUUGUGAGUCAGAACAAUAUCAGGCAGCGCUACAUAGGUGGAGUACUUUAAAAAAAAGUCAACAAGACAUGCUGGAACUAUUUCUUCUCAAACGUGUAUCCUCUCACCCAGCACUUCUGUUCCAGCUAUAGCGCAGGUAACCAGAUAUGUUUCUUUUUACCUGUUCACCAAGAAUUCCUUUUGAAAUCACACAUUUUACAUCAUUUACACUUCUUCUGUAUAUCGAUGAAACAAACAAAGUGCAACAUGCUGAUUAUUGAUUUGUAUAGGUGUUGGUAGGGUGUGUUUAGUAUCUUUUCACUUUGGACAGAGUCAGUCUAGUUUAGCCCUGCUCCCAGUUUUUAUGCUAAGCUAGGCUAACUACGUUCUGACUCCAGCUCCAAAUGUAACACACAGACAUGUGAUAUAUCAAUCGUCUCAUCUAACUCGGACAAAUCUGAGUUAAAGUAAAAAGAAUAAGUAGCUUUACUGCAGUACUCGUGUUGAUCUGUAUGAGGUAAAGAGCAGCUCUCAUGGUUAUUUGAAAAGGUAAAGUUUGCUGAUGGCAGUUAAUGUAUUUUACUC
This is a messenger RNA of Anarrhichthys ocellatus (wolf-eel), 3525 nucleotides long. RefSeq names its product cytochrome P450 26A1-like. The record is from RefSeq and is a predicted model, not a curated record. Lineage: Eukaryota; Metazoa; Chordata; Actinopteri; Perciformes; Anarhichadidae. Gene Ontology annotation, biological process: sterol metabolic process. The transcript is spliced from 7 exons. Gene Ontology annotation, molecular function: oxidoreductase activity, acting on paired donors, with incorporation or reduction of molecular oxygen; heme binding; iron ion binding. Bases 607 to 2067 code for a protein of 486 amino acids.